AUGCGAGUCAACAAGGGCCUAUCUGCCAUGCUUCUCUCACGUUCCUUGGGCGCCGUUAAGGCUAUGCUCCUGGCCACUAAAGUCCUGGGCAGUGCAUUGCCUAUCACCUUCAACGCCACGGAACCAGAAACGCUCGGGCUCUGGGGUGUCGGCGAUGCUCUGGCAGACGGCGAGAUGUCCAUCAUGUCUGGCUGCGACCAGAGAGCAUGCCCAGACAAUCAGCGGGAGCAAUGGGACUUCAUCCAGAGCUUCAGCGCAUACUUUCCCAAGGUCGGCAUCCGCUUCGACAGGUGCGGAAAGUGCUCCAGCUUCGUCAUUGGCCAUUACGGCGACGGCUGCAUCAGGUUCAACAAUUGCGAGUGGGACCAGACGCAGGAGAUCUGCGCCGACACUUCGAAGCGGCGCGCACACUGGUACGGUCCCGGUGGAAAGGUCUGCUACACGUUCGCGACCACUCCGCAUGCUGGCUGUUUCGAUCAGGGCGGGUUUUCCUCGUCCCCGCUGAUCUGGAACCCAACCAAAGUUGCUUGUACCUGGUGA
Molecule: messenger RNA, 540 nt
Organism: Microdochium trichocladiopsis
Lineage: Eukaryota; Fungi; Ascomycota; Sordariomycetes; Xylariales; Microdochiaceae
Exons: 1
Coding region: 1-540 (179 amino acids)
Source: RefSeq, a predicted model, not a curated record